AUGCGCCGCACAGCUUUGCGGCGUGUCUAUGAGAAGUUUGAGGGUGGUAUCUCUGGUGAUAAAGGGUACAUGACAUAUCAGCAAGCAUGUUCUAUAUUUGGGUUUCAGAUGAAUGAUAGGCUGGAGGCGAAGGAGAUUAAAAAACGUUUUAACAAACUUGUGCUUCAGUAUCACCCCGAUCAUGGAGGCACAAGUGAGCAAUUUCAACUUCUCCGUGAGGCGCAUAAACUUUUACUGACACAUAGGCAUGAUAAAGGAGAGAAUGCUCAUACGAAAGGUACUGAAGUGAAGUUUAGGCGUAUGCAUUACGAUGAAAUGACAAAUACGAUCCAUCGUCAGACUGCAGAUAAUAAAGAAUACCGAUCUUUUGGUAUGCGAGAUUUUGUAUUCUUCUUUUUCUUUGUAGCAUUUAUUUUCUUCUUUUACUUUUAUCGAGCCUGGCGAACGCAGAUGCAAAUACUUCGCAGUCGUUGGAGUUAUACAGAAGAUCGUUUAACUACGGAAGGAUCCCGCAAUGAUGUGGGGGCAUGGCAUCCCUGGAGAUCUGAUCAGGCAACUCGUGAUGUUAUGGAUGAUAUUGGUGUUUUGCAGGGAAGUAUCAGACAGGAGGUGUUAGAGGAGAAGCGGCGACAGGCGCCUAUGGUGUAUGUACCUUGGCAACCUGGUGGUCCUUUUGCCCGCGGUGAACGUAAAUCAACAGCAGAAGAAGGGAAUUGA
This is a messenger RNA of Trypanosoma theileri, 717 nucleotides long. Its product is annotated as chaperone protein DNAJ. The record is from RefSeq and is a predicted model, not a curated record. The transcript has a single exon. NCBI's taxonomy places the organism in Eukaryota, Euglenozoa, Kinetoplastea, Trypanosomatida, Trypanosomatidae. The coding region runs from base 1 to 717 and encodes 238 amino acids.